This is a messenger RNA of Octopus sinensis (East Asian common octopus), 2805 nucleotides long. Its product is annotated as early endosome antigen 1-like. The record is from RefSeq and is a predicted model, not a curated record. Bases 101 to 2359 code for a protein of 752 amino acids. The transcript has 13 exons. NCBI's taxonomy places the organism in Eukaryota, Metazoa, Mollusca, Cephalopoda, Octopoda, Octopodidae.
AAAGGAACUAGAAGAGAAAUUGUCUGAAAAAUCACAAGAGUGCUUAGCACAUUCCAGAGAAUUGUCUGAACUUAAAGAAAGAAAGAUUGAAGAAAGUGAAAUGGUGAAAGAACUAGAAGAGAAAUUGUCUGAGAAAUCACAAGAGUGCUUAGCACAUUCCAGAGAAUUGUCUGAACUUAAAGAAAGAAAGAUUGAAGAAAGUGAAAUGGUGAAAAAAUUAGAAGAGAAAUUGUCUGACAAAUCGCAAGAAUGUUUAGCGCUGACCAAAGUAUUGUCUGAACUUAAGGAAGGGAAAAUGGAGGAGAGUGUAACAGUAAAGGAACUAGAAGAGAAAUUCAAUGACAAAUCACAAGAAUGUUUAGCGCUUAUGAAAGUAUUGUCUGAUCUUAAGGAAGAGAAAAUGGUGGAGAGUGUAACAGUAAAGGAACUAGAAGAGAAGUUGUCUGAAAAGUCAGAAGAAUGUUUAGCACAUUCCAGAGAAUUGUCUGAACUUAAAGAAAGAAAGAUUGAGGAAAGUGAAAUGGUGAAAGAACUAGAAGAGAAAUUGUCUGAGAAAUCACAAGAGUGCUUAGCUCUUUCUCAAGAAUUAUCUCAACUUAAAGAAAGAAAGAUGGAGGAGAGUAAAAUGGUGAAGAAACUAAAGGAGAAAUUGUCUGAGAAGUCAGAAGAAUGUUUAGCACAUUCCAGAGAAUUGUCUGAGCUUCAAGCUGGGGAAAUGAAAACUGAGAAGCACUUUGCAUGUGAGCUUGAACAAAAACGUAAAGAACAAAUUGAGCUGACCAAUGAAUUAGCUGCUUUCAAACAAGACAAAGAAAAUCAAAUUAAUGAUUUGGAAAAGCAGCUUAUGGUUAAGACCCAAGAAUAUAACUCUCUUUCUGAAAACCUCAAGUCAUUAGAAAUAACUCAUUCUGGUAUACAGUCGGAUCUCAAGAAGGAAUUGGAAGAGAAGUGUCAACUCUAUGAAUGUCAGUCCAAUGAAUUGGAUACUAUUCUUCAGAAAUAUUCCAGUCUUCAAGGCUCAUUGUUAGAGCUGAAGAGUGACAUUGCAAAGAAAUAUAAUGAAAUUAAGGACAAAGACUUAGAAAUUGAAGAACUUCGACAUCAAGCAUUAUGUCUACAGUCUCAACUGACAAAAAAAGAUCAGUUGCAUGUGACACCUGGAUCUAAUAAUGAAUCAAUGAACAAAGAAUCUAGUGAAAUAAAAGAAGAGAUCUCAAAUAAUUCAACCAUCCAAAAACCGAACAAUUCUGGAGUAUACAAUGACUCUACUGAUGUUCAGAAUCUACUUAAAGAAAAAGUUCAAGAAUGUAGUUUUCUAACAGAUAAGUUGGAAAAUUUGGAGAAGAAUAUUCAAGAGAAGACAGAAAUGCUGAAAAAACUGAAACGUGAAAAGAUAUUGCAGUCCGAAAAGUUGGAAAAGUAUGAAUGGAAAGCUGAAAAGGCUGAAUUCUUCCGCAAAAAAUUUGAAGAUCAAAUGAACAAAACAAGUUGCCUUGAGGAUGAACUUGAAAAGCAGAAAGAGAUGUGUACACUUCCCAGUGACAGCCAUCUUUCCAGCAAAUCUAACAUCCAUGAAUGUAGUAAUUGUGCUGCAAUGGCAAAUCAAAUAAGAGAAGCUGAACAAAAGCAAUGUCAUGUGAUCACGUGUUUACAAACUGAGAUUAAGAAUUUUACGUCCGAAAUCGAAGAACUCAGCAAGGAAAAUGGCCUUUUUAAAGAAACUAUACACAAACUGCAAACAGAGACGAUGAGUGAAAAACAAAAUUGUACUACCAAUAUGGAAUCAAAAGGCAAAGGUGUGAAUACAGAUGAUGUAGAAGAUCUGAGGAAGCAAUUAUCCGAUAAGUUCAUGAGUUUAGCACGGGCUGAAGCCACGAACAAAAUUUCUAAAUUACACUUCAGCAAACUUGAAAGUUCUUACAAAGAAACCAUUUCUAUCUUGGAGGACAAAAUCAAAUACUUACAAGAAGAGCUGCGACGAGCUCAAGUGAAUUCAGAUGAGAAUACAAUAAGCAUCAAAAGGGAAGUCCCUGCAAAACCAUCCAGUCCACAUAAAUCGAAUGUGAUCCCAUCACGUGGCGUUGUUGACCAGCUAGCUAUUGUCACACUGGAGGCCGAAAAGGCAAAACUUCACCGCAAAUUAGAGACUCUACAGCAGAAGCUUCUGAAUUCAUUGAAGAAUAAUGAAGACCUGAAGAAGGAAUUAUCAGUUCACAAAAAUGUUGCCAUCACAAAGAAGUUAGCUGUUGUAAAUAAGUCGACUGGUACUGAAAGGUGUGAAGCAGCUGAAUCACCAGUGAACAUAAAACCGCCUUUGACUCCAUCUAGAAGUAUGAAAGAUGAUUGUAAAAGCCAAUAAAACCAUUUUGGUCACCUGUAAGAAAUUCAUAAGAUGGUGAGCUGGCAGCAUUGGACAAAAUGUGUUGUAACAUUUCUCCCAGUUCAUUACAUUCUGAUUUCAAAUCCUGCCGAGGUCAGCUUUGCCUUUCCUCUCUUUGGACUAAAUAAAGUAAAGGGGUUGAUGUAACCAACUUCCCCUCAAAAUUACGGGCCUCAAGACUUUUAACGGACUGCUGUUCCAUCCGGUGGGUAUACUAAUUCAGCGGGUUUUUAGCCCACUAAUUUAAGGUACUACUGGUGAACAGUGGUCCCGGUGCACGCACACGUGCAGUUGCGCAUCCGCGCUAGCUAGUCAUAAGGAGUUGAUCCUAUGACUUGCGCGUAUGCAAAUGGAUAGAUUCGCCCAUGCGCGAUUAAAACGCAAAGUGAAUAAUUUUUGUUAAUAAAUUAUUUUUUACAAACAAA